CCGGGACUGCCCGCGACCGCGGGGCCCGCGAUGGGGCCGGAGGGGGACGCCCCGGGGCCCCCCACGCCGCCGGUGCCCGGCGGGCUGCGGGGCUACCGCGCCUACGCGCGCCGCUGGGUGUUCCUGCUGGUGCUCAGCCUGCUCAGCGGCUCCAACGCCACGCUGUGGCUCAGCUUCGCACCCGUGGCAGACACCGUCGCCCGGCACUUCCUGCUGUCCACCGAGCAGGUCAACUGGCUCUCCCUGGUCUACCUGGUGGUGGCCAUCCCGGCGGGCCUGGCGGCCAUCUGGAUGCUGGACUCCGUGGGGCUCCGCUGGGCGACCAUCCUGUGCGCGUGGCUGAACUUCGCCGGGAGCGUGCUCCGCAGCCUGCCCUCCAUGCUCAAGGGGACCCCGGCCCCGUUUGCCUUCCUCAUGGGCGGCCAGAGCCUCUGUGCCCUGGCCCAAACCCUGGUCAUCUUCUCUCCGGCCAAGCUGGCCGCCUUGUGGUUCCCUGAGCACCAGCGGGCCACGGCCAACAUGGUCGGCACCAUGGCAAACCCCCUGGGCAUCCUGCUGGCCAACGUGCUGUCUCCUGCUCUGGUGAAGAAGGAGGACGACAUCCCUGUAAUGCUGGGCGUCUACAUCAUCCCCGCCGGCCUCGCCUGCCUGCUGGCCACCGCCUGCCUCGGGGAGAGCGAGCCCCCCACCCCGCCCUCCGCGGGGGCUGCCCACUCCAACUCGGAGAAGUUCCUGGACGGGCUGAAGCUGCUCGUGAGGAACAAGGCCUACGUGGUCCUGGCCGUGUGCUUCGGGGGCGGCGUCGGCAUCUUCACCAGCUUCUCGGCCCUCCUGGAGCAGAUCCUCUGCGUGAACGGCUACUCCAACGAGUUCGCAGGCCUCUGCGGGGCGCUCUUCAUCGUGUUCGGGAUCCUGGGGGCGCUGGCCCUCGGCCUGUACGUGGACCGGACCAAGCGCUUCAUGGAAGCCGUCAAGAUUGGCUUCUGUCUGACCUCCUUGGUGUGUGUGGCCUUCGCUCUGGUGUCCCAGCUGCGGGGACAGACCGUCGCGCUGGCCGCCGUCUGCUCCCUGCUCGGGCUCUUCGGCUUCUCGGUGGCGCCCGUCGCCAUGGAGCUGGCCGUGGAGUGCUCCUUCCCCGUGGGGGAGGGCGCGGCCGCCGGCCUGGUCUUCGUGGUGGGGCCGAGGGGGUGCUCAUCAUGGUGCUGCUGACCGCCCUGACCGUGUGCCGUGCGGACCCGUCCUUCUCCACCUGCCAGAGCGGCCAGGACCCCCUGGACUGGAAGGUGUCCAUGCUGACGAUGGCCGGCCUGUGCACCCUCCUGAGCUGCUGCCUGGUCCUCCUCUUCCACACCCCCUACCGACGCCUGCAGGCCGAGGCCCGCUCCAGCCCCUCCCUCCAGGACUGCCCCCCC
This is a messenger RNA of Pipistrellus kuhlii (Kuhl's pipistrelle), 1412 nucleotides long. It is a transcript of the gene SLC49A3, whose product is annotated as solute carrier family 49 member 3. Bases 31 to 1209 code for a protein of 392 amino acids. The record is from RefSeq and is a predicted model, not a curated record. Gene Ontology annotation, molecular function: transmembrane transporter activity. Gene Ontology annotation, biological process: transmembrane transport. Lineage: Eukaryota; Metazoa; Chordata; Mammalia; Chiroptera; Vespertilionidae. The transcript has 10 exons. Gene Ontology annotation, cellular component: membrane.